This is a messenger RNA of Vigna unguiculata (cowpea), 3635 nucleotides long. Its product is annotated as receptor-like protein EIX2. Gene Ontology annotation, molecular function: protein binding. Lineage: Eukaryota; Viridiplantae; Streptophyta; Magnoliopsida; Fabales; Fabaceae. The record is from RefSeq and is a predicted model, not a curated record.
ACUGAAUAAUAGUUUCUCUCUGUCGCAACAUACUACUCUUUUUACUCUCCUAUCUGUUAGGAUUAUCUGAUAUCAGAAAAAACUAUAAUGAGUGCUUAUUUUCUGAAAACAUGCUAUUUUCUUCUUCUGUUUUCUUUGCUUGCCUCAGGAAUUACUGCGACAUUCAACAACUCAAGUGAAAGUGGUGAAGCAAAGUGCAUAGAGAGUGAGAGACAAGCACUCCUGAGCUUCAAAGAAGGCCUCAUAGAUGACUUUGGCAUGUUGUCCACUUGGACCAAUAAUACUGAUUGCUGCAAAUGGAAACGCAUUCUCUGCAAUCAUCAAACUGGUCAUGUACAACUACUUGAUCUUCAUGGAAACUUCUACACUAGACCGUAUUUCAGAGGCGCAAUCAUCAACGUGACUUCAUUGAUUCACUUGCCAUAUAUUCAACAUCUGGAUCUCAGCAAUAAUCUUUUUGAACUGAGUUACAUCCCAGAGUUCACCAUCUCCUUCUCCAACUUAAGAUAUCUCGAUCUCUCCCAUUCUGAUUUUGCCGGUAGGAUUCCUUCUACACUUGGAAAUCUCUCACAACUACGUUAUCUAGAUCUUGGGGAUAAUUAUCUUUGGGGAGAAAUUCCUACUCAGAUUGGGAAUCUGGAACACUUACAGUAUCUUGAUCUUGGAUUAUUUUAUCUUUCCGGAAAAAUCCCAUCUCAAAUUGGGAAUCUCAGCAAGCUACAAUAUCUCAGUGUUGGAUGUAACACUCCUGUAUAUAAAUCCACAUCAUCAAACUACAUUUCAAAUUCCCUUUCUGGAGAAAUCCCUUUUCGCAAAGGGAAUCUUCCAUUGUUGCAUACUCUCCGAAUAGUUGGCAAUUUUGAUAUAAAAGCUAAGGAUGCACAAUGGCUGUCUACUCUUCGUUCCUUAACAAUUCUUGAGUUGAGUUCAUUAAACAGUCUUGGUUCCUCUCAUCAGUGGCUACCAACUAUCAGUAAAAUCAUUCCAAACUUAAGAGAGAUGAGGCUAGUUGAUUCUAAUCUUUUGGAUAUUGAUAUUCAAUUGUUGUUCCAAUCCCAUUCUUUCAACAAGUCCACCGCUCUUACUGUGCUAGAUCUCUCUUCUAAUAUGUUGACAUCAUCAACACUUCAACUAAUGUUUAACUUUAGCCUUCAUCUUCAAGAGCUUUAUCUUUCUCACAAUAAUAUAUCUUUGUCACCUUCUCUAUGUCCAAAUUUUCAAUCCCUUAAGAUCCUUGAUCUCUCUUAUAAUACUCUAACAUCAUCGAUGUUUCGGGGGAAUUUUAAUAUCAGCUCCAAAAUGAAAGAACUUCAUCUUGUAAACUGCAGUAUUACAGAUAGAAGUUUCCUGGUUUCUUCUACUUCUACUUCUGCAAGGAGUUCUUUGUCCUCUCUUCUCUACCUUGAUCUCUCUGAUAACCUAUUAAAAUCAUGUCCUAUAUUUCAUUGGCUUUCUAAUUUUACCACAAAUCUUCGUACCCUUCGCCUUGGUUAUAAUUUCUUGGAAGGUCCCAUUCCAGAUGAAUUUGGGAAAGUGAUGAACUCUCUUGAAUAUCUCUCUCUCCCCAAUAAUAAACUCAAGGGCAAGGUUCCGUCUUUCUUUAGGAUCAUGUGCAGAUUACAACGCUUAGACCUCUCAAAUAACAAGUUCGAGGGCGAAUUUCCAAGCUUUAUUCAAAAUUCUUCAUGGUGCACCAGACACACAUUAAGCAGAUUGAACAUAUCUUAUAACCAAAUUACAGGCAAGAUACCCGAGAGCAUCCGACUGCUGUCAGAGUUGGAGAUUUUAUCGUUGGCAGAGAAUUCUUUAGAGGGUGAUGUCACUGAAUCUCAUCUUUCUAAUCUUUCAAAAUUAUUUUACUUAGACUUGUCAUAUAACUCGUUGUCUCUAAAAUUUGAUUCCAAAUGGGUUCCUGCUUUUCAAUUAAAUUACUUGCGUCUUGCAUCUUGCAAGCUAGGUCCGAAUUUUCCUAGUUGGAUCCAGACUCAAAAUUCCUUAAUCCAUCUAGAUAUAUCUGAUAAUGAGCUGAAUGAUUUAGUACCAAAAUGGAUUUGGAACAAGUUGCAAAUUAUGUACACUUUGAAUAUGUCUCACAAUAAUCUCAUUGGUUCAAUCCCUAAUAUGAAAUUGAAGCUUCCUUUCAGACCAUCUAUAAUUUUAAAUUCAAAUAAAUUUGAGGGAAAAGUUCCAUUAUUUUUGUUAGAUGCUUCCGAGUUAUUACUCUCUGAAAAUAAAUUUUCAGAUUUCUUUUGUGGAAACAAUGCUGCUGCAAAUUUGGCCACUUUGGAUUUAUCAUACAAUAAAAUUAAGGGUAAACUUCCCGAUUGUUGGAAAUUUGUAGAUCGAUUGUUGUUUCUUGAUUUAAGCAGCAAUGAAUUGUCAGGGAAGAUUCCUAAUUCCAUGGGCACCCUUGUUAAAUUGGAAGCUUUGGUUUUACGAAACAAUAGUUUGAUGGGUGAAUUGCCUUCCUCUUUGAAGAAUUGCAAGAAUUUAAUUAUGUUGGAUGUGAGUGAGAAUAUGUUGUCUGGUCCAAUACCAUCAUGGGUUGGAGAAAGCAUGCCACAAUUGAUAAUCUUGAUCAUGCGAGGGAAUCACUUCUCUGGAAAUCUUCCCUUUCAUAUAUGUUAUUUGAAGCGAAUUCAAUUGUUGGAUCUUUCAAGGAACAAGUUGUCAGAAGCAAUUCCGGCUUGCUUAAAUAAUUUGACUGCAUUGUCUGGAAAGAGCAUCAACAGAGUUGAAACUGAAAGUCGUGUGCAUUGGUACAAUAGUACUUACUCAGAAAUUUAUAAUUUUUUCAGUGCUAGUUAUUAUACGCUUCACAUAACAUGGACGUGGAAAGGUGUGGAACGCAGCUUCAGACAUCCCGAAUUGAUUCUUCAAAGCAUUGAUCUCUCAUGUAACAAUUUGACAGGUGAAAUGCCAAAAGAGAUUAUGUAUAUGCUCGGGUUAGUUUCUUUGAAUUUGUCAAGAAACAAUUUGAGUGGGGAAAUUCCUUCGGAUAUUGGGAAUUUAAGUUUGCUAGACUCCCUUGACCUAUCAAGAAAUCAUUUGUCUGGAAAAAUUCCUCCAACUCUUUCCAAUAUUGAUCGUCUUUCCGUGUUAGACUUAUCAAACAACCAUCUCAUCGGAAAAAUUCCAUGGGGAAGACAGUUGCAAACCUUUGAUGCCUCUAGUUUUGAAGGAAAUCUUGAUCUUUGUGGGAAACCCCUUCAGAAAAAUUGUCCUGCAGAUGAGACAACGAUAAAGUCUGAAGGCCCAGAAGAGCAUGAUGAAGAUGAUAAUUCGGGUUUCUAUGGAGCAUUAUACAUGAGCUUGGGGGUAGGAUUCUUCACAGGAUUUUGGGGCUUGUUAGGGCCAUUACUACUUUGGCAGCCAUGGAGAAUUGCUUACCUGAGUUUUUUGAAUAGACUCAUAGAUUAUAUAAUCGUAAUGGCUGAAGUGAACACAAGAAAGUGUCAAAGGUGGCUCAAAGAUUAGCAGUAUAUCGAUUUGUUUGGAGACUCUGCAAUGAGAUGAAAGCAUCAGGGAUUGCUGGGAGAGUGAGAUUUGAAGGAUCGAAGUUUGUAAUGUAAAACAUGACAAGUUCUGUUUUAAUGUAAUAACUUGCAAAAUCACUGUUCAACGAAGCUUAAUGA